Xenopus tropicalis (tropical clawed frog) is the source of this 1523-nucleotide messenger RNA. RefSeq names its product cofilin 1 (non-muscle) (gene cfl1). Gene Ontology annotation, cellular component: midbody; membrane; actin cytoskeleton. Gene Ontology annotation, molecular function: actin binding. The record is from RefSeq and is marked provisional. NCBI's taxonomy places the organism in Eukaryota, Metazoa, Chordata, Amphibia, Anura, Pipidae. Gene Ontology annotation, biological process: protein-containing complex organization; actin cytoskeleton organization; actin filament depolymerization.
CUGGGAGGCAGCGGCACGGCUUUUCAUCGUACCUUGCUCAAGACACCGGCUGCCUUCGACCCUCUCUUGUACUUCACCUUUCUAAGCGCGGCCUAUACCCUCUGUACAAAAUGGCUUCUGGUGUGAUGGUCUCAGAUGAUGUCAUUAAAGUAUUUAAUGACAUGAAGGUGCGCCAUCAACUCUCCCCAGAAGAAGCCAAAAAGCGUAAGAAGGCAGUUGUCUUCUGUCUAAGCGAGGACAAGAAAAUGAUCAUCUUGGAACCAGGAAAGGAGAUCUUGCAAGGAGAUGUUGGCUGUAAUGUUGAUGACCCCUACAAGGCAUUCGUGAAGAUGCUGCCCCGAAAUGACUGCCGUUAUGCACUGUAUGAUGCACUAUAUGAGACAAAAGAAACAAAGAAAGAGGAUCUUGUUUUUGUGUUCUGGGCCCCUGAAGAAGCAUCACUUAAAAGUAAAAUGAUCUACGCUAGCUCUAAAGAUGCAAUCAAGAAGAGAUUUCCAGGUAUCAAACAUGAGUGGCAAACAAACACUUUUGAAGAUAUAAAUGAUCCUUGUAACCUUGCUGAAAAACUAGGUGGCAGCACUGUAAUUUCCCUUGAAGGAAAAACCCUGAAAAGUUGAGAUCCCUUCCAAUGCCAGUGUCUGUGCCACUUCUUUAAGGGGCUUCCAUGUAACCAUUAUCCCAACAAUGUCCCCUCUGCUACCUGAAAAUCCCUCACUACUUUGAAGGACAUGUUUCACUCUUCAGUCGGAUAUCAUUUUAAAGGCAUUCCCAGUGCAGACCAGCCUUGGGUUUUUCAUUUUGUUUUAGUAGUCUUGUUUUUGGAUACCUUCACGAUCUUAGAGGAAGCUUUCCUUCCAUCUACAAAGUAGAUGCACUUAUCUCAGAUUGAGUUAAUUUUGCCAAAUAUCUUCUGGCGUCUUACCCAUCCCACUCGCCAUAUCUAAAGGGCCCUUAGGCCUCAUGCAUUCCCCCACCCCUUUUAAGACUGGCUUCUAACCAUUCCUAGAAUAAAUUAAGAUGGCUGCCUUUUAUUCCUUUGAUUUAUUACAUUUCCAUGCUACUUCUGUAACAUUCCGCUCAGCCCCUCUGGCAUCUGCAGCGUUAGUUCAAGUUUGGGGCCCCCCAAAAUCAUAUAGGCACUUUUUUUUUUCAGCAUAAUACUUCCCCUCCGUAGUGUUACUUCCAUUUCACCCUUUAAACCCCCCUCUUAAUUUAAUAUUACUGUUGGUGUUUGGGGCAUGGCUUUAAAGCCAGGAUGCCUCAUUAAUGGCCGCACAUACAUUUUGCCAAUAUUAAUCUGCAAGUUUGUGACUUUAAAUUUGUACAUUAUUUUGUACAUUAGUUUUGGCGGAUUGGGGGUCUCUGGGAGGGUGUUGAAACUCUUGUCUGAAGCACUUCACCUCUUCAGUCCCUUUCUUCCUAAUCAUUGUCAUGUCAUUUGCGGUCUCUACAUCCUUAUGUCUUGUGUUACUAAUAUGGAAGUCAUACUGGCAGAUCUGACAUUAAAAAAACGUAAAUUUAAA